Molecule: messenger RNA, 1473 nt
Organism: Leptosomus discolor (cuckoo roller)
Lineage: Eukaryota; Metazoa; Chordata; Aves; Leptosomiformes; Leptosomidae
Source: RefSeq, a predicted model, not a curated record
GAUUAUGAAAGACGUCUCCUACGCCAGAUCAACAUACAGAAUGAAAACACGAUGCCUUGCGUAGCAGAGAUGAGAAGAACCCUGACACCUUCCAAUUCUCCGAUGUCUUCUCCUAGUAAGCACGGUGACAGAUUCAUUCCCUCAAGAGCUGGGGCCAACUGGAGCAUCAACUUCCACAGAAUAAAUGAAAAUGAAAAAUCGCCAAGUCAAAACAGAAAAGCAAAGGACGCGACAUCGGACAAUGGCAAAGAUGGCCUCGCUUACUCUGCCUUGCUGAAGAACGAACUCCUGGGAGCAGGGAUCGAGAAAGUGCAAGACCCACAGACGGAAGACAGGAGGCUGCAGCCGUCCACCCCGGAGAAGAAGUCUCUCUUCACUUAUUCGCUCAGCACGAAGCGCUCUAGUCCGGAUGAUGGCAACGAGGUCUCGCCAUAUUCCCUGUCUCCCGUCAGCAACAAAAGUCAGAAGCUGCUAAGAUCGCCUCGAAAACCAACGCGGAAAAUCUCAAAGAUUCCUUUCAAAGUGCUGGAUGCCCCGGAGCUGCAGGACGACUUCUACCUGAACCUGGUGGACUGGUCCUCUCUCAACGUCCUCAGCGUCGGCCUCGGGACUUGUGUUUACCUCUGGAGCGCUUGCACUAGCCAGGUGACCCGCCUGUGUGAUCUCUCUGUGGAAGGAGAUUCGGUGACAUCUGUGGGCUGGUCAGAACGGGGGAACUUGGUAGCUGUUGGCACUCACAAGGGCUUUGUACAGAUCUGGGAUGCAGCUGCAGGAAAAAAGCUCUCCAUGCUAGAGGGGCACACAGCCAGAGUCGGUGCCUUGGCGUGGAACGCGGACCAGCUCUCAUCUGGGAGCCGAGACAGGAUGAUCCUUCAGAGGGACAUCCGCACCCCGCCCCUGCAGUCCGAGCGGCGGCUCCAGGGCCACAGGCAGGAGGUCUGUGGGCUCAAAUGGUCCACGGACCACCAGCUCCUGGCCUCUGGAGGAAACGAUAACAAGCUCCUCGUCUGGAACCACUCCAGCCUGAGUCCUGUCCAGCAAUACACGGAGCAUCUCGCCGCGGUAAAAGCUAUCGCCUGGUCCCCGCACCAGCACGGCCUCCUCGCCUCCGGCGGCGGCACCGCCGACCGCUGCAUCCGCUUCUGGAACACGCUCACCGGGCAGCCCUUGCAGUGCAUCGACACCGGGUCGCAGGUGUGCAACCUGGCCUGGUCCAAACACGCCAACGAGCUCGUCAGCACCCACGGCUACUCGCAGAACCAGAUCCUCGUCUGGAAAUACCCCUCGCUCACUCAAGUAGCGAAGCUAACGGGACACUCGUACCGAGUCUUGUACCUGGCGAUGUCCCCUGACGGGGAGGCCAUAGUCACCGGAGCUGGAGACGAAACCUUGCGCUUCUGGAACGUCUUCAGCAAAACUCGCUCGACGAAGGAGUCGGUAUCUGUUCUCAACCUCUUCACCAGGAUACGAUAA